Messenger RNA from Moneuplotes crassus, 788 nucleotides. The record is from the annotation of a GenBank genome assembly. Lineage: Eukaryota; Ciliophora; Spirotrichea; Euplotida; Euplotidae.
AUGAGUCAGAACUGUCAUUUGUAAAUGUGAAUUCUUUACACUAUCUAAACCUCAAAUUUCAAUUUAUUAACUUAUUCUUCCAAUGGCUAAAUUUCUGCAUAGGUCUUUGAGAAGCAAGACAAUAAAUUUCAGAGUCUUAAAGCAGUACCUCAAAAAGGUGAACUCCCAACGGUCGAAAUCCACAGCAGGAAGGAAGAUACGAGCUGAUUAUUACCUAAAGCUUGCUGAAGAUAUUAGGCAUAGGUCACAAACAAGGAAAUAAAUUAGACUGUAGUAGCUCUUUGUACCAGUCUCUUUCCAGGACCAAAUGAAUAUACCCCAAAGGCAAGCUCGACUUUAUCCGUGCUAAUUAUUUGGAAGAUAAAAAGCUUCAUGAAAGCUCACAUCACAAGAUGUACGGGACUUUGAAUAAAAGUUCCGAUCCUUGAGAAACAAAGUUUCUGUUCAAUAAUUUUAUCAGCGAGGGAUUGACGAAUUCUAAAAAUCAAGUCCAAGAGGAGCCAAAGAGGCUGGAAGAUCAAGAGAAAAUAAUUCAGAAAAUAAAAAAAUUUAAUCUAAAUAAAUUGAAUUUAACAACAUGCAAUUCGAUAUUCAAAGCGAACACCACUUUGCCAAUGAGACCUUUGAGGUCAAAGAUUAAGUCAAUCACCAGCCAACUCUACCAAAGAGGUAGAAUAAGCAGGCAACUAAGCCACAUCAGAUCCAAAAAAGGAGAGAGGAAAUAUAGAUUUUUCAGGCUAAAAACCUCUCAUGAAAAGAAGCCUCUAACUCUCAGUGGAGUAUUAUAA